AUGUCUGGCAAUAACUGCACUGCUGUGACUGAAUUCAUUAUUUUGGGGUUAACUGAUGAUCCAACCCUUCGUGUCAUUCUUUUUGUGAUAUUUCUGGGUGUCUAUACUGUCACACUAGUUGGUAAUCUUAGCAUAAUCAUAUUGAUCAGAAAGAGCUCCCAACUUCACACUCCAAUGUACCUUUUCCUCAGCCACUUGGCUUUUGUGGAUAUUGGAUAUUCUUCAUCUGUCACUCCUGUCAUGAUCAUCAACUUCCUUGUAGAUAAGACUUUGAUACCUCUGGGAAGCUGUGUGGCCCAAAUGUGUUCUACAGCCACCUUUGGAACCACCGAGUGCUUCCUGCUGGCUGUGAUGGCCUAUGAUCGGUAUGUGGCCAUUUGUAACCCCCUACUCUACUCUACCCACAUGUCUGUUAAGAUCUGUACUCUGUUACUCAUCAUAUCCUAUGUGGGUGGUUCUGUGAAUGCUUGGAUUUUCACUUUUUUCGUACUUAAUCGGUCCUUCUGUGGAACCAAUAUGAUCAAUCACUUUUUUUGUGAUUAUGCACCACUUUUGAAACUUUCGAACUACCAAGAUGAUCUUGCUGACAUUCUUCCUUCUGCCUCUGCUGGAUCAGUAAUUAUGAUCACAGUAUUAAUUAUUGUGAUUUCUUACAUGUAUAUCCUUUUCUCUGUCCUGAAGAUAAGCUCCACUGAAGGAAGAUCCAAAGCUUUCUCAACUUGCACUUCCCACCUCACAGCAGUCACUCUGUUCUAUGGGACCAGUACAUUCGUUUACGUGUUGCCUAAGUCCAGCUACUCAUCAGAUGAGAAUAAAGUGGUAUCUGUUUUCUACACAGUAAUGAUCCCCAUGUUGAACCCCCUGAUCUACAGUCUAAGGAAUAAUGAAGUAAAAGGGGCUCUAAGAAAGCUAAUGAGUAGGAAACAUCUUUUUUCAUAA
Messenger RNA from Antechinus flavipes (yellow-footed antechinus), 939 nucleotides. Its product is annotated as olfactory receptor 480-like. Gene Ontology annotation, cellular component: membrane. Gene Ontology annotation, molecular function: odorant binding; olfactory receptor activity; G protein-coupled receptor activity. The transcript has a single exon. Lineage: Eukaryota; Metazoa; Chordata; Mammalia; Dasyuromorphia; Dasyuridae. The record is from RefSeq and is a predicted model, not a curated record. Bases 1 to 939 code for a protein of 312 amino acids. Gene Ontology annotation, biological process: sensory perception of smell; G protein-coupled receptor signaling pathway.